Mauremys mutica (yellowpond turtle) is the source of this 2106-nucleotide messenger RNA. Its product is annotated as rap1 GTPase-GDP dissociation stimulator 1-like. Gene Ontology annotation, molecular function: protein binding; guanyl-nucleotide exchange factor activity. The coding region runs from base 140 to 1837 and encodes 565 amino acids. NCBI's taxonomy places the organism in Eukaryota, Metazoa, Chordata, Testudines, Geoemydidae. The transcript has 14 exons. Gene Ontology annotation, biological process: positive regulation of GTPase activity. The record is from RefSeq and is a predicted model, not a curated record. Gene Ontology annotation, cellular component: cytosol.
AAAGAGCUGUGGGCUGCUUGUCUGCCUGACAGCUAUAAAAUAUUCUUCUUAUCCACAGCUUGGAAGCUGUAAAGGACAGAGCUUCACACUACAGAUUGGCUAUUCUUUAUUGUUCCCAGUUUGGAGAUCUGUGGUUUUUAUGGAGUCCCUAAAUCAACACCUGGAAUGUCUCAAACUCUUUGGAGAUGAAACUGAAGAUCAGAUCCUUGAAAGUCUAAAUGGGAUUCUUCUGGCUCUUGCUGAAAACAAGCAAAGAUCCUCCAGCUUACUCACAGACACUGGGAUUUUCCCAACUUUAGCUCAAAUUCUCAAAGGCAAUCCAAGCUGUGCAGUAAAGGCAGCCCAGGUGAUUGCAGAGAUAGCAAAGAAUGAGGAAAUGAAGAAGCCAUGUAUCGAUGCAGGUUUGGUUCUAGCUUUGGUACCUCUGCUGGAAAGCACGGACCAAGAGAUGUUGCUUCAUGCUGGGAGGGCAAUUGGCCGCAUCUGCUAUGAAAACAGUGACCUUCAGGAGCAGCUGGUGGAGGCAGGAGUGAUCACAUCACUGGUCAGGAUAUUAACUGACUACCCAGACAGUGAGCCACUUGUCCGUGUCAACCUGUUGGCCUUAUGCAACCUUGCAAACCUAGUGAUAGCUAAGGAGGCACUAAGCAAGACAAAGGUUGCUGAACAUCUAGUGAAGCAGCUGAGAAGGGCAGAGAAUCAUCAGAGGAUAGAAACCAUCAUUGAGGUUCUACAGAUGCUAGCGGAGAAUGAUGCUUUGAAAGUGCAAAUGGUAGAGGCGGGUGUGCAUGAGGCACUGUCAGAGAUCCUGCUGAGGCUCCAGGGAAGUUCACAGGCAGAAGAUAUGUGCAGUGUGAAGGCUGCAUCAAAUCUCAUUGUGUCUCUGCUCCUUGGAGAUGAAUCCAUGCAGAAGAUGUUUGCUAAUGGAUGUGGCAUUAUCUACCAGAAGGUUGGUACCUGGCUUGCAUCCAAUCACCCCCAGCUGCAGCUAACAGGAGCACUGGCUGUUGCUAACUUUGCCAGGAAUGAUGGCAACUGCGUACGGAUGGUGCAGCUGGGAGUGGUACUUCAGCUUUUGGACCUUUUAGAGCAACACGUGGACAAUGGGGAUGUUUCUGUUCAACAUGCUGCACUGAGUGCCCUUCGAAACCUUGCUAUCCCAGUUGCUAACAAGGUUCAGAUGCUGGAGGAAGGCGUAGCAGAGCGGAUCCAGAUGCUUUUGAGAUCAGAGAUGGCUCCUGUGCAGUUUAAACUUCUUGGAACACUGCGAAUGUUAAUAGAUGGUCAAGCUGACACUGCAGAGAUGCUGGGACAGGACCCCCUGCUUAUCAACAGACUUGUGCAAUGGUGUGAUGCCCAGGAACAUGCUGGUGUUCGUGGAGAAGCAAACCGAUUGCUGGCAUCGCUUUUGCGGCACAGCAGAUCCCAAGAAGUGGUCAAAGCCAUCCAGCAGGCACAAGGAAUGAAGCACCUGGUUUCCAUGACAACAAGCGAACAUGUUAUCAUGCAGAAUGAAGCUCUGAUUGCACUGGCCAUAGCAUCUGCAAUUAAUUUAGAAGUCAUCAAAGAUUCACUUAAGGAGUCGAGGCUAGUUCAAAGCUUACAUAAGCUUCUACAAGAUGAGUGCACAGGUCCUGAGGUGAAAUAUAAUUCAAUGGGCCUCCUGUGCAGCCUUCUUAAUUCAGGUGAUUUAAAACAAGAAGUAGAAGAGGACAACAUUAAAGAAACCUUGGAAAAACUUUGUAGCCAUAGUAAUGCAAAUGUGGUCAAGCAGGCUGUAAUGACUCUCCAGAUACUGAGAGAUGAGAGUCAAAACACCGGCUUUGUUUCGCCAUAGCUGUUGGUGCUGCUUUCUCUGGCAGCUGGGGUAUUUCAAGAAAAUGUUAUCUUUUGCCAACAGCCGCCAUAUUUAUCAUGUUGAUGUCCACUAAAUACUAUUAAACACAGUGCAGGCUACAGCUCUCGUUGACAUGUAGGGCCUCAUUUUCGAAACUGUACAUGGAACACUGUAUAUCCAUUUGUACAUCUAGUUUGCACCCACACCGUGUUACUUCAGCUUCAGGUACUCACAGGCAAUUCAAGGCCGUAACUACACUACCGCAGGGA